CCUGGAAUAUAUAGAAGGCCAAGUAUCAUUUCUAUGUCGGGUUCCUUUUCACAGCUUUUUUUUUCUUUUCAAAAUUAGCCAAAAUGGCAACAGUUGAUAUUCUGCAAUACUUCACUGAAUUAUAUCACUUCCUUGCUAGAGCUGAACAGCAUUCUAUCGAUAUAAAUAUUUUGGAACGAAGAUCAAUGUACAUUGAAGACCAUGUCACGAUGAUAAUGGCAUUCUUGAUAGCCUUAAACAAUUUUGCUAAUAUAAACGCAAACUAUAUUGAUGUGAUGCAUCUCUUGACCAACAUUUGUGAAAUUCUCAAAGACAUGCUAAAUGAUGUUACCAACCAAAUCGAAUUCUUUGACCGGAGUACACAUCCACAACGUAAUAAUAUGGCAGCUGGCGUGCAGGACUCAUCUUAUUCGGGACGACCAAGAUUUCAUAUACCAGGUUUUCAACUUAUGAAUCUGCGUGAUUUAGGAUUCAACUGGACAGCUAUAUCCCGAAUGCUUUGUGUUAAUAUUCGCACUUUGUUUAAUCAUAGAAGACAGCUAGGUUUACUGGACUAUGGCAGUUUUAGUUCUUUGUCCAACACUGAACUGGACAAUAUUAUUCUUAGAGUGCUUGCACUAACACCAAACGCUGGAGAAACAUACAUUGCGGGCAGUUUAAGAGGACGAGGUGUCAGAGUACAAAGGUGGAGAAUUCGUGAGCGGUUGCGAAUUUUGGAUCCUGUAGGAAGAGCAGUACGGAGGAGACGGGCGAUCAGAAGGAGAGUCUACAAUGUUCAUCUUCCCAAUCAACUUUGGCAUACAGAUACCAACCAUAAAUUAAAUGCCUGGGGCUUCGUGUUUCAUGGCUGUGUUGAUGGGUUUAGCAGGUGCAUAACCUACCUUAAAUGCUGCACCAACAGCAGAGCAUCAACGGCUCUUGAACUGUUCAAAGAUGCUGUUGCAGAGUUUGGACUUCCCAGCCGAGUUAGAGGAGAUGCAGGAAGUGAAAAUAUGGACAUUGCACGUUUUAUGAUUGCAAACCGUGGGUUAAACAGAGGAAGUUUCAUGGUUGGACCUAGUGUUCAUAACCAGCGUAUCGAAAGGCUCUGGGCCGAGGUCAACAGAGUGGUCUCAGUCUAUUUCAAGGACCUUUUCUUGUUCAUGGAGAGCUUUGGAAUUUUGGAUGAAAAUAACCCCCUCCAUAUUAUGGUCCUACAGUAUGUUUACCUACCAAGGAUCAACAGAGCCUUAGACGAAUUUAUUCUGCAGUGGAACAAUCAUUGCAUACGCACAGCAGAAGGCCGGUCACCAUUACAGCUGUGGACCACUAGCAUGGCACAGAUUCCAAGGCCUCCACCACCAAGAGUAGCACAGUCAAACAGUGACAUACAUCUCAAUCCCUUGACUGAUGACGGCAAUCACGGGAUACAAAUUUUUCUGGCAGCCUGCAAUGCUUUUGGGAGCCUUGAGCCAUUAUAA
Paramormyrops kingsleyae is the source of this 1460-nucleotide messenger RNA. The record is from RefSeq and is a predicted model, not a curated record. Lineage: Eukaryota; Metazoa; Chordata; Actinopteri; Osteoglossiformes; Mormyridae.